Trichomonas vaginalis G3 is the source of this 633-nucleotide messenger RNA. RefSeq names its product structural constituent of ribosome. Bases 1 to 633 code for a protein of 210 amino acids. The transcript has a single exon. Gene Ontology annotation, molecular function: structural constituent of ribosome; RNA binding. The record is from RefSeq and is a predicted model, not a curated record. Gene Ontology annotation, biological process: translation. Gene Ontology annotation, cellular component: cytosolic large ribosomal subunit; ribosome. NCBI's taxonomy places the organism in Eukaryota, Parabasalia, Trichomonadida, Trichomonadidae.
AUGGCUAAGUACACAUCAUGGAAUGACGAUAAGUACGAUAGAAACCCUUGGCCUUUCUUGGAAAUGGUAGCUAAGAACAACCAGAUCCCAAAUGAUCACCUUCGUAAGUACUGGUACCACCGCGUAAAGACAUACUUCGAUGAUCCAGCUCGUGCUCAACGCCGUCGCAAUGCUCGCAACCUCCGUGCUAAGAAGAUUGCCCCACGUCCAGCCGAAGGCCCACUCCGCCCAAUCGUCCGCUGCCCAACAGUUCGUUACAACAUGAAGACACGCCUUGGCCGUGGUUUCACACCAAAGGAGCUUGUUGCUGCCGGAUUCGAUCCAGCUCUUGCUCGUUUCCAGGGUAUCGCUGUUGAUGCCCGCCGUGCCCACUCAAAGGAUGCUAUGGUUAAGCAGAACGUCGAACGUCUUCAAGCUUACAAGGCUCGCCUUAUCAAGGUCAAGAAGGGCGAGACAGUCGAGCAGGUUAACGAUGCUGCUCUCUUCGCUCUUCCAAAGGCUCAGAACGAAAUCAAGUUCCGUGUUAUCAAGGCUGAAGAGGCCAAGAAGGAUCUCUUCAAGGAGAAGACAGACAAGCUCAAGGCUUUCCGCGAGGCCAAGAAGGAGAAGGCUGCUGCUAAGCACAAGAAAUAA